UUUGUAUGGAUAUAUCGGCGGUCACACUGCUGGCUGCAUUAGCGGCAAAAUAAUAUUUUUCCCACGUUAAAUUUCGCGUAAAGUUCGUGGCACAACUAUUCAGCUGCGUAGCAGCAGACGGAGCGCAGCUUAGCAUUUCCCCCCAACAACGGUUGACAAGAGCAAAGUCGCCAGCGCCACAAAGUGGAAUCCCAGAGGCAGAACAGCCGCCGAUCUGUGUUAAUAUAAUAUUUUAGCCACGACAAACACCACACACACAAACUCAACACAACAGCACACCCCGCAGAAGCUGAAGCAUCAGCAGCAACCACAACCGCAAAUGAAAACUACAGCCACAGAUACAGAUAAAGAUAAAGAUAAAGAUACAACAAAUUCGUUCUCUUUUAGCCAAUAAGUCUAGUCAACAAUUAGACCAAAUGAGCACGCACCUCGCGACUAACAAGCAGCACAAACUAAGCCAAAAAUAAAAGGAGAAUAAACGCAGACACACUCCUACUACCCUCACAUACACAUAGACAGAGAGAGAGAGAGAGAGAGAGAGAUAGCACAGAUAUAUUGAGAAUAGAGGAAACGUCUACUAAUAUAGAAGUGGGUGGGACAGGGAGGACAGACUGACCCUAGACAGACAGAAAAAGUGUGUGCUAGAAGGGGUAACCAAUAGACAGAGCAAGGAGAAAGACAGAUCUGCACUCAUAAAUAAAGGAAGACAGAGAGAGAGAGAGACUCCCACACACACACACACACACACACACACUGUACACGAGGCAGAAAACAAGAGAGUGAAAUAGGCGUAAGAGAAGGAACUUCUCUUUAAGUUUAAGAUCAGAACGGAAGAGAACAAAUUCCAUCAAGAUGCGGGUCGUGGCCAUGGUCAGUGGUGGCAAGGAUAGCUGCUACAACAUGAUGCAAUGCGUUGCUGAGGGCCAUAAAAUCGUUGCCCUGGCCAAUCUCCAUCCAAAGGACAGAGAUGAGCUGGACAGCUUUAUGUACCAGACAGUGGGCCACAUGGGCAUCGAGAUACUGGCCAAUGCCAUGGGACUGCCCCUGUAUCGGCGCGAGACCAAGGGCAAGAGCACACAGACGGGCAAACAGUAUGUGCCCACAGACGAUGACGAGGUGGAGGAUCUCUACAGUCUGCUGGAGACAUGCAAGCAUGAACUUCAGGUGGACGCCGUGGCAGUGGGAGCCAUCCUGUCGGACUAUCAGCGCGUGCGCGUGGAGAAUGUAUGCAGCCGGCUUGGUCUGAUAUCGCUGGCCUACCUGUGGCGGAGAGACCAGACUGAGCUGCUGCAGGAGAUGAUCGACUGCCAGGUGCAUGCCAUUAUUAUAAAGGUGGCUGCCCUGGGACUGGUGCCGGACCGUCAUCUGGGGAAAUCGCUGAGGGAGAUGCAGCCGCAUUUGCUCAAGAUGCGGGACAAGUACGGUCUGAAUGUGUGCGGCGAGGGCGGUGAAUACGAGACGUUCACGCUGGACUGUCCGCUCUUUCGGCAGCGCAUCUCCGUGGAGGACAUACAGACGAUCAUCAGCAGUGCGGAUCCCAUCUGCCCGGUGGGCUACAUCAAUUUCACGAAGCUUACACUACAGCCAAAGGAGCCGGGCAGCUCGUCCGGCGGCGGCGGCGGCUCCGGUGGUGGCAGCGGCACCGGCAGUGAUGUGGUCUUUGUGAAGCGCUCCCUCGACUAUAUCAGCGACCUCAACGAGUCGACAUACAGCGACCUGAGUGAUCCGGAUUUCAGCGAAACGGAACUGGAGCUGAUUGAGAAGGAGACGCGUCUGCGGGAAUCGCUCAGCCAGAACGAGCUGAUAUCGCGCAGCAACUCGUUCGGGCGCCACCUGGCCACGUCCGCCUCCUCGCCCAUACCCAUUGUCACGAAGAGCGCCAGCGUCGACGAGCCCAUACCGACGGCCAAUUCGGCAGCGGCCUCCACUGCAUCGCUUAUGCUGCUGACGGCGGCGGCAUCGUUGGCCAAUAAUAAUCAAUCGGCCACAUCGGCCAGUGCCCUGGGUUUGAGCGGCAGCUACGCGAGCAGCACCCAGGGCAAUCCGCUCGGCAGCAGCACGGCCGCCGUAUGCGGCUCGAUGUCGCUGGCCAUCUCCUCGCUUGGGCUGAGCGCUACCACAUGCCACAAUCCGUCUGGAGCUGCUGGCCCAGGGCCAGGACAAGGGACUGGGACAGGAGCUGUCAUGACACAGCCGCCGAGUCCAAUGAAAUACGAGAGAGAGUUCCGUCCAUUAGCGAACGAGGCCAGAGCGGCCAUCAAUGCCAAGGGCUGGAUGUGGCUGGCCGGCAUACAGGGCUGCGACUCUGAGGGCAUGGAGCAGGGCAUGCAGAGGGCACUCGACAUAUUGCAGACACUGUGCACAAGCAAGGGAUACGACCUGCAGGAUCUAUGCUACAUAACGCUCUAUGUGCGCUCCAUAGCCGAGUAUCCGGCAUUGAAUCGCGUCUACCUGAAGGCCUUUGACUUUCACAACCCACCGACACGCGUCUGUGUCGAGUGUCCCCUUCCCGAUGGCUGUCACGUGGUGAUGGAGGCGAUUGCCUAUCGCCAGACAAUCGGUCUGUCCAACACGGCCCAUAUGACCGUCGAGGAGCGGGAUCGUGAGGGCGAGGACACGGCCGCUGCUCUUUUGAAUGGACGCCGAAGCACGAUGCAUGUUCAGGGUAUAUCACACUGGGCGCCUGCCAAUAUCGGACCUUACAGUCAGUCCACAAGGAUUGGAGAAAUCACAUACAUUUCGGGACAGAUCGCCCUGGUGCCGGGCAGCAUGACAAUCAUUGAGGGCGGAAUACGACCGCAAUGUAAGCUUACGCUGCGGCACAUUAGUCGCAUUGCCAAGGCCAUGAAUGCCCAUGGGCAGCUGCGUGAUGUGGUCCAUGGCAUUUGCUUUGUUACCCAUCCCGCCUUCAUUGGCGAGGCGCGACGCCAGUGGGAGCGGCGUACGACAAAUGCCAUCAUGGACUACAUCGUGCUGCCCGCCCUACCGAGGGAGGCGCUCGUCGAGUGGCAGGUCUGGGCACAUACCCACAACGAUCGGUUUGACUAUGAGGAAACUGGCUGUUCGGUUAGCGAUUAUACCAUCUCGAUACGUCGCCGCUGGAACUAUGAGAACAAUUGUGCGGCCAUUGUCUGCUAUGUGUCCACCGGCCUGGCCUCCUCCACCACGCAGCUAACGCAGCUGAGUGACGAUAUAUUGGGCAACCAUUGCCGCGUGGCGCAGUCCGUCAGUCCGGAGCACAUGGAUGAGAUUUUGACGUACAUUGUGAAUCGUUUGCUCAAGGAUUAUCCCAUUGCCAAGCUGAAGCAGGCACCAGCGCCGGCUGUCAGCGAGUCAGUUGGUGGCACACCGCCCUUAACGCCAUCGCUGUCCGGUGGGGGGGAUCAGCAGCAACAGCAGCAGCAACAGCAGCAACAGCAUCAACAGCAGCAACAGCAGCAGCCGCAGCCGCAGCAGCAGCAGCAACAGCAUCAGAAGCCAGCGAUACACCUUAAACUAUUUUAUCAGGUGAACGCAGCCCCACCAACGGAGCUGCUGCUGCAGUCGCUGCAUGAUUUUCGGCUCAAGUGCCAGGAUAUGGCCUCCAUUGUGUAUACCGUGCUGCCGGCGUGCAGUCUGCACAACUUCAGUACGUUCCUGUCCAUAUGCGGUGUCAGGCAUGAAUAGGAAUCGAGGGGGAGGAGUGGUAGUAGGAUUAGAUCGAAUGAAAGUGGGUAAAGGAAACAAUUUGCUGCCACCGCACUAAACAGAAAUAUAGAUUAUAUAUAUACACGACUAAAAUAUAGAUGUAUAUGUAUGUAUGUAUAUGUGCAUGCAUGUAUGUAUAAAGGAUACGCAUGUGUAAGCAGCUUGCCGUGUCGCUUGCUUCUUUUGGUUAUACGGCGCAUACCGCAUGCUGUCUAUGAUGUAUCUGCAACACACACACACUCACAUAUACCCAAAAUUGUUUCGGACCAAACAGGAAAGCCACAAAACAUGCUUGGAAAUUGAAUUGGGAUAAAGGAUCUAUGCAACUCAAGAGUUUCAGCAAUUAGCAAACAAAAAAAAAAAAACACAUUCAAAGGAUUCAAAAAUUAUUGUAUGUACCAACAGAAAGGAAAGGAAAAAGCGCCACACACUUUUUGUGCACUCUUAUUGCCCAGUCCAGGAACUGUAAUUGUAAUUGUAACUGUAACUGUAACUGUACUUCUUAUAUACAUAUAUAUACAUAACGUAUUAACUACUGAUCGUUUUUCGAUGUGCUUUUUCCGCCCCCCCCCCCCCCCAUGCCCGCACCUCCUCCCUUGUGCUCCAACUUUUAUAUAUAUAUAUAUAUAUACAUAUAUAUGUACAUGUGUGCGUAUACCAUCAAGAAUCCUUUUCUAUAACUCAUUUUCAAUUAGCAAAACAACAAAAAAAAACAACAACCUUUUUGACCAAAAAGAAAAAA
Messenger RNA from Drosophila guanche, 4429 nucleotides. RefSeq lists its product as uncharacterized. The record is from RefSeq and is a predicted model, not a curated record. Bases 853 to 3666 code for a protein of 937 amino acids. Gene Ontology annotation, biological process: protein histidyl modification to diphthamide. Gene Ontology annotation, molecular function: diphthine-ammonia ligase activity. NCBI's taxonomy places the organism in Eukaryota, Metazoa, Arthropoda, Insecta, Diptera, Drosophilidae. The transcript is spliced from 8 exons.